UUGGAAAAAAAAAAAGACAAUUCUACACCCUCUCAAUGCGCCACCAUCCAGACCGCAACCGCGACGACCCGACCGCCUCCUCGCGCUUCGCCCGCAUCUCCGCCGCCUACAACGUGCUCAGCCAGCCUAACAAGCGCGCCGCCUACGACCGCGACCACGGCAUCUACGCCCAGUACCAGAGCACGCGGUCCACCGCCACGGCCGGCCAACAUCCCAUGGGCAGCUACAGCAGCCACGGCGCCGGGGCCAACCUCCACACCAAGGGGGCCUCGUACGCCGGGUCCCGCCCCGCCAGCGGGUUGAGCAAUCGCCGCGGGCAGUUCCGGGGCCCGCCGCCGAGUUUCUACGCGCAUGGUGGCUAUGGGCGCACGGGAAGGACGGCCCCGGGGCCCGGGGCGGGGUCGGCGGCUGGUGGUGGCGAUGCUGCGGGCCAGUCAUCCUCCACUGCCGCCAAUGAUGACGAUCCGACUGCGUUUAUCCACAGGAAUACCGUUCAUCAUUUCAAUGCUAGGGGUCACUAUAAGACUCAAUCGGCGGAAGAUAUUCGGCGGAAAGAGCGGAGGCAGAAGGCGAUGGAAGCUGCCUUGAAGGAACAGUACAUUGGGAGCCCCUGGGGAGCCGCCAUGCGAUUCGCUGCGGUCUGUGGGAUCUUGGUCGGGGCGGCAACAGUGGCGGGCUGGUUUCAAUGGCCACGUGAGAAAGCAAGUAAGCAGAAAGAACAACUGAGGCGAUAAAAAGGUGUGCUUGUACAGGGUGAUCAUGUUUAUGGGUGCAUGAGUGUAUUGGGCUCGGUUGGCAUUGUCAAAUGUGUCGGGUAGAGAGCUACACAUGAUACAGGAGUUCGGUGGUUACCCCUUGGUUCGGAUUGGAUCCAGACGACAGAUUUGAGAUCGAUUGAUUUCAUGCAGCAUGUACAUAUAAUGAACAAAGGGAAAUGUAGACUUGAUAUAC
Aspergillus uvarum CBS 121591 is the source of this 951-nucleotide messenger RNA. RefSeq names its product DnaJ domain protein. The record is from RefSeq and is a predicted model, not a curated record. Bases 36 to 734 code for a protein of 232 amino acids. NCBI's taxonomy places the organism in Eukaryota, Fungi, Ascomycota, Eurotiomycetes, Eurotiales, Aspergillaceae. The transcript has a single exon.